This is a messenger RNA of Histoplasma capsulatum G186AR, 1290 nucleotides long. RefSeq lists its product as uncharacterized. Gene Ontology annotation, molecular function: triacylglycerol lipase activity. Gene Ontology annotation, biological process: triglyceride catabolic process. NCBI's taxonomy places the organism in Eukaryota, Fungi, Ascomycota, Eurotiomycetes, Onygenales, Ajellomycetaceae. Bases 1 to 1290 code for a protein of 429 amino acids. The transcript is spliced from 4 exons. The record is from RefSeq and is a predicted model, not a curated record.
AUGUAUUUCUUAACAUCAGUGAAGUCCUAUGUUGUCUAUUUCUCAUUGGCCUUUCAGCUUUCUUCUUAUUUUGCAGGAGCAUUGCCCUCAUGCUUCGUGGGCGAAAACGAAACGAUUCCUACUGCUGUAAUUCGUUACGCGGCGUUGGGGGACAGUUACGCCUCAGGAAUCGACGCCGGCAGAAAACUUCACAAUUCCUGUUGGCGGUUUAAAGACAGCUAUCCUAUGCAGUUGAUCCGUUCAGGCGUGCUGGGUCAAAACCACGCUUUCCAGUUUCUUGCCUGCUCGGGCGCAGUGAUGGGUAUACCAGGCACUUCCUUUAGCAAGCAUAAAUCAAUCGAUAGACAGAUAAAGGCCCUCAAACCCUCGGAUCUAGUCACGUUGUCAAUUGGAGGCAAUGAUGCUGGUUUCUUUGAUAUCCUUAACGCAUGCGUUUAUCGAUUCUAUGGCACCCGAUCGGGAAAUUGCAGCGAGCAGCUGGAGAAAUCAAAGAAGCUUAUUUCCAGCGAUGAAUUUGCGGAUGCAUAUCAUAAGACCAUAAUCAACAUAUUAGCCAAAGGGAACGGGCCUCAUUUUCGUCUCCUAACAUUAGGAUAUAGCCCGUUCUUCGACGAAGCCCUUUCUGAUGACUGUAAUAACAGAUCCUUCGGAUUUUGGAAAAUGUGGCAGCCGAAGCUUACGGUGAAUUUACGCCAACAGCUAAACGAAAUCUCCCUCGAACUGAACAACAAGAUUGUCCAUCUCAUCAAGGACUUAGGUGAUGAGCGGAUCGUUUGGGUUGACUGGUCUCCCAAAUUCAAAGAUCAUCUUUUUUGUCAACGGGGUAACAAAACGAUAAGCGAUGGCGACAAUACUUGGUUCUUCGAUGUGGAUUUCAGCUCAACGAACUUGACGAAUGACGACGUGGACGUCGAUGUCGACACUUGCGCGCCACAAUCGCAGUACUCCAGCGAUUGGGGCCACCUAGCCGCUUGUGGGAUCGCGAUGGUCAAUGCGCAAUCUUCGGAUUAUUCACAAAUGCUAUAUCAGAGCUCAAGCGAUGACGAAAACGAGGUUGACGGCGAUAUCUCUGCCGAUCACUAUCCCAAUCAACGUGGUCUGGCGCGUGUCUUCCAUCCUAAGCCGCAAGGAUAUAAGGCUAUUGCAGAAGCAAUUCGGAAUCACUGGCGGCGAAUGCCUUGUGAGCCGGAAGGCCGAGAAAUAAGUCUCACGCUCAGGCCAUCCGCGCCUUUCCCAUUCUACGGGAGACUGCGGAAAACACAUGGCAGGUGCCAUGGUUCACAAGUGUAG